Schistosoma margrebowiei is the source of this 1970-nucleotide messenger RNA. Lineage: Eukaryota; Metazoa; Platyhelminthes; Trematoda; Strigeidida; Schistosomatidae. The record is from the annotation of a GenBank genome assembly.
CCUAGACAUCGCGCAUUGUUCAGAUGUGUUCAAUGGGUGCUCCUAUUUUACGCUGUAUUUUCCUGUAUCUGGGAUACUGUUUCUUUGAAAACGUAGCUCCAUAUGGUCUGUAUGUUUUCGCUCAAAAUGGACUAAUCGUUCCCGUUAUUGAUAGCCAUCCGACCUUAAACGCUAACUGCGAGCACACUGUACGGGAAAUUCAAUACCAGAUAGUGCAGAAUGGGAAAUCGGAAAAAGACAAAUCACCAGGCAACCCAUUAUAUUUAAGCAAUAAAACAUUUACAAACCAUCAGUUUUAUGGGACUGAUGAAGACGGGAGAAUAGUGUCUGCAUAUGUUCCACAGUGUCGUCUGGAUCGACCAGACUUGUAUGUUGCUAGACAGUGUAAUGAGUAUGACUGCUUUUGUGUUAAUGUAACCACUGGAGUAACACUAUUGGGUACACGUGCAAGCCCUGUUGAAGUAGGAGAUUGUUCUACAGCCGUUUAUUCAGUUUUGCUUGCUUUACAUGUACGAAGUAUCCUGCCGACUUCUGUUGUUGGCGAACCGCAUCAAGAAAGUUCACCUGAGACUGGUGAUGUUGAUGGUGUGCUAUGGGAUUCCGAUGCCUCCUUAAAGUUACAUAUAAAAAAUAGCAUAGAAAGAAUUUUACGUUCGGCUGUUGGAUUUCAACAAGUAACAAGCGUUACUCGCAUAUCCACCAUUCCAGAUGUUCAAAAUUUGCAUAACAGUUCCGAAUUUGCAUACUAUCAAGUCCAGCUGACCUCUACUGGUCAUAGCUCUUUGCAAGCACCUCAGGAUCUUUUAGAAAAUCGCCUUCACGAAGGAUUUUUAUCAGAUGUUGGUGCUGUUGAUCCACGUAUAAGCUAUGUAAAAAUUCUAGAACCUAAAAUUCCAGACCCAGCACCUUUAGCAUCUCAUGAAUCUGAAGAUUUAUUGUCAGACAAACAAAUUAAUUUUCAUUUUUCUAAAAGUGAUAUAUCUCAGCAACAACACCAACAGUCUAAAUCUUCAUUACCAUCAGUUGGGCAUAAAAUGGUUGCAGUGAGAAGUUCAGAAAUGAACGAAAAUUCCUAUCUCGUUUCACAUGAAGCAUCAAGUUUAAAAUCUUUAGGUCCUAAAUCAUCGUCAUCCUCCGAAAAUGUAGCACAUAAACUUGGACCUUUUGAACCGAAUACUUUAAGCGGCGGUGUUUCGGCUGUACGUCAAACCUCAAUACAUAGUAGAUCACUUCAUCAGUCAUGGAAUUCUGGGACAUCAACAUCAAAAAUUUUAAGUCAACCUGGUGUAAUAGCUGGUAUCGUUGGAAGUGUAGUACUUGUUUUACUAUUGUUAAUUUUACUUAUUCUAUUCUGUAUUUAUCGUUUACGUAAAAAAGAUGAAGGAUCUUAUGCUUUGGAUGAACCAAAAAAAUUACCCACAGUUGACACUUAUACAAGAGCACCAACAAGAGAAUUCUAUGCUUAAAAAAGUAUAACUUGAAAAAGUGUUUCAUAAAUUGUAUAUUCCUUUUCCAGCCUUACACAUCCAUACAUAAAUUAAACAUGAAGUUGUUAUACUACUCUUCCUUCCGUUCAUCAUAUAAAUAUAUAUAAUAUUGAUUUUGCCAAUUAGGUAUCUGAUUAUUCAAUGUAAGCUAAUGUUUUAUAUUAUCCAUGAGCAAAUUCUUUUACUUUUGUUACUUUUAAAAGUGAAGAGAGGAGGUUGUUUUUUCUGCUGACUUUUUUUGACUUAAAUUAACAUUACUGAUUUUUGUAAUUGUGUAUAGUUUGAGCUGACGUCUAAAUUUCUUUCUUUCUUUUUAACUCUCCAUUUUAAACAUGAAAUUAAUCUGAAAUUAUUUUCUCUGUAUACAAAUGCCUGUAAUACAUUUUCUAAUACUACCUUGUCCGUUCCAAUUAUUAUUUUAUCAGUUUUCAUUUUGUUUCUAGUAAGUGCAAUAUUACAAUUAUUAUUAUUAUUAUUAUUAUU